Molecule: messenger RNA, 911 nt
Organism: Schizophyllum commune H4-8
Lineage: Eukaryota; Fungi; Basidiomycota; Agaricomycetes; Agaricales; Schizophyllaceae
Exons: 3
Coding region: 77-850 (257 amino acids)
Biological process (GO): tRNA methylation; RNA (guanine-N7)-methylation
Cellular component (GO): tRNA methyltransferase complex
Molecular function (GO): tRNA (guanine(46)-N7)-methyltransferase activity
Source: RefSeq, a predicted model, not a curated record
CACGUCGUCAUCGAUCACUCGGUCAUCAUCCUUCUCCCAUACGCCGAUAUCCGUCGCAGCCUCCUUCCCAACUCCCAUGGCGAAGCGCAAGCGCACAGAGCACGGUCCCCCUCCCGCAGGCACUCCGACGCCCGACACGGCGGCCCUUCUCCCACAGAAAAAACACUAUCGCCAGCGCGCGCACGCUAAUCCUUUUUCUGAUCAUGCUCUCGUCUACCCCAAAUCCCCCGCUGCGAUGGACUGGUCCGCUCACUAUCCAUCUGGACAGCCCCCAGAGUGGGCCGACAUAGGAUGUGGCUUUGGUGGUCUGCUCAUCAGUCUGGCACCACUUUACCCCAACACCGGCAUGCUCGGCAUGGAAAUUCGCGUACAAGUCUCAGAGUACGUCCACGAUCGCAUCGAAGCGCUCCGCGUCGGCGCGAGCAACGACGGCCACCACUACAACAACGUCUCCAUCCUCCGCACCAACUCCAUGAAAUUCCUGCCGAACUACUUCACCAAGGCAUCACUCUCCGCAAUCUUCUUCCUCUUUCCAGACCCCCACUUCAAGCUUCGCAAGCACAAGGCGCGCAUCAUCUCGCCGACACUGCUCGCCGAAUAUGCAUACGUCCUCCGACCUGGCGGAAUCGUCUACACCAUCACUGAUGUGAAAGAUCUCGCCGACUGGAUGCAGAAGCAUCUCUCCGAGCACCCCCUCUUUGAGCCUGUCAGCACCGAGUUGCUGCGAGAAGAUGGGAAGGGCCCUAUCCUUGACGCGGUCUGGAAUGGGACGGAAGAGGGCAAAAAAGUCGAGCGUAAUAAGGGAGACAAGUACCUUGCUUGCUUUCGCCGCAUCGCAGCGUCGAGAUAGCUGUACGCACGCGCUUGACUUACUAGAUGGUGUAAUCAAGAUCUUCUUCCGUUCAGGGCAC